Molecule: messenger RNA, 276 nt
Organism: Brenthis ino (lesser marbled fritillary)
Lineage: Eukaryota; Metazoa; Arthropoda; Insecta; Lepidoptera; Nymphalidae
Source: the annotation of a GenBank genome assembly
AUGGGUAGACGGCGUAGAAGAAUCUUUCCUAAAAAGAAGAGAUCCGUAUUCAGUAGACCGCAUCCAAUAAAAAGGAAAAUGAUGUUGAAACACAGAAGGAUGAAAGCGUUUUUCCACAAGCAUAAUCCUAGAGGAUUUAUAGAACGUGGUGUAAGGAAAAUGGUUGGGGGUAUCUACACUGUGUCUGAUCGAGUGAGAGACAAAAUAGCUGAGAGCACCAUGGCCCUAGAUAAUCCCUUCAGUGCACAAUUCUAUGAAGACAGAUGUGUUAUUCAG